Elaeis guineensis (African oil palm) is the source of this 2348-nucleotide messenger RNA. Its product is annotated as glycosyltransferase-like KOBITO 1. Gene Ontology annotation, biological process: response to abscisic acid; cellulose biosynthetic process. Lineage: Eukaryota; Viridiplantae; Streptophyta; Magnoliopsida; Arecales; Arecaceae. The record is from RefSeq and is a predicted model, not a curated record.
UGGAUAGAAUUUAGGCUCGAGGCCCAGUCCAUGAUCCUCUAGCGUCAGACGAUCAUGAUAACGGCGGCGGCAGUAGUGAUGGCCAUCCGGCCAUCGAUCUGAUGAAGUAUGCGGCCGUUGACCAUCUGCUACCGGUAUACUCCGUGCCGAUGGGGUUUCUAUUUCUUCGGGAGACGGAUGGGUUUAGGGUCUUCCGUUUAAGGACCUUGAUUGAGGGAGAAGGAAGGGUUGCGACUUGCGAGGCGUGGUGGCGUGGGCAGAAAAGGUUCAGUGCCACCAAGGGCAUCGAUAAGCAUUCGAGGUGGUCCGCACCCAAAGUGGGCUUUUGAUACUCAUUGGCCACCUCUGGACCAACGCCACCCCCAGCUUCUCCUCCUCCGAACCCACCUUCGGCUCCACGGCCAACUCCUCCACCACCACCAAACCCAUUGCCACCACCACCUCUGAACCUGGCCCCCACCUCCCACACCCACUCCAAAGCCAGCUCCGCCUCCGAAACCUCCACCAACCCCACCAGCACCACCUCCACCAACCCCACAGCCAUGAUCUAACCCAACUCCGCUGCCCAAGCCAGCUCCGGCUCCGGCUCCACCACCUAUGCCUCCACCACCAAGUCUACCUCCUCCAAACCCGCCGCCGAGCCCGCCAUGGUGGUGAAACCAAUUUUGCGAGGUUAGAACUGCGAUGUCGACGGUUGGUCCAGUCAAGGAGAAGUCGGAGAGGAGGGCGGAGGGAGGUUGGGGAUGGGAUCGGACCCAGCAGAGGAUGUCGGGGCUGAGGAGGGAGGGCGGUAGCUGAGGCCUGUGGGGGAGAUCGCAUAUGCGCUCGACGCCGGUGGGGAGGGAAGGGUGUGCAAGGAGGGGAAGGCCAAGGGGGCAGGCGGAGGGGGCGGCGGAGAUGAAGGAGUCAAGGAGGGGGAGGUUGGCUGGGGUGACGAGGAUGGUGAGGGAGAAGGCGGCGGCGGCGGCGGCGAAGUGGUUGGAGAGGUGGUGGGCGAGGUUGAGGAGGGGGAUCAGGCGACCCUGAGCUGGAAGAGGGAUGAGGAGGAGAAAUUUGAAGACCUCAGCAACUAUGAAGAUAUGUAUCACAACGAGCACUUCAGCUGGUUUGGAGCAAAUUCUGCCGUGGUUGUAUUAUCACAAAGUUAUUGGAGUUACAACCUUCUUUCUGUUUGUAGAAGGGCAGGCUGCAAAACCUAAUGUUUCAGCAGUCCUUGAAUCUAUUCCUGGGGUCAAAGUCAUCGAUAGAACUAGUGAGUUUGAGUUGAAGCGGGGUAAAAGCCGUUUCCGGAAUGAGACUCGGUUGUCAGACUUCUUUUACAAAUCAUGCAAUUAUGGACUAUUUGUGAAACAAUCAUUGAAUAUGGAGAAGGCUACUGUUUUGGCACAGGAUGCUGGUAUGGACUGGAUCAUCCAUCUUGACACUGAUGAGUUAGUACAUCCAGCUGGUGCCCGAGAGUACUCUUUAAGGCAGUUGCUGUCAGAUGUACCUAGCAAUGUUGAUAUGGUUAUCUUUCCAAAUUAUGAAAGUAGCAUAGAACGAGAUGAUAUUAAAGAUCCAUUUACUGAGGUUUCCAUGUUUAAGAAGAAUUAUGAUCAUCUUCCCAAGGAAACAUAUUUUAGCUUAUACAAGGAAGCAACACGUGGUAAUCCAUACUACUUUCUUACUUACGUAAAUGGGAAAUCUGCUGCACGUAUUCAAGAAUAUCUUCGUCCUAAUGGUGCACAUAGAUGGCACAAUUAUAUGAAGCCCCCCAAUGAGAUCAAAUUGGAAGAGGCUGCCAUUCUGCAUUACACAUAUGCUAAAUUUUCAGACUUGGCAUCAAGGCGUGAUAGGUGUGACUGUAAACCAACAAAGGAUGAUGUCAAGAGAUGCUUUAUGCUGGAAUUUGAUAGAGAGGCUUUCAUUAUUGCAUCAACCGCCACCGAGGAAGAAAUGCUAAGAUGGUUCCGUGAACGCGUGGUAUGGACUGACAAAAAACUCAUUUUGAAACUUCUCAGGAAGGGUAUCUUGACCCGAAUAUAUACACCCAUGGCCAUUAUACAAGGUUUGAAGGAGUCUGGUGUUUUCAGCUCAGCAGUUGUAUCAGCAAAAACACUCACCAAAGAGAAAUUUUUGUCUUCUAUGGAGAGUCUUCAGAACAAAAAUUCUUCAGUGGUUCCUAAUUUGAGGGCCAGUGCAAGCCAAUCGAUUUCUGCCAGUACCUUGAGACGAAGCAGUGAUGGUGAAUCUCAAGCAACUGCAAGGAGGAUAUUGGAGUUGGCUAGCGUCCACAAUAAAACAAUGCGACCAAUGUCUCCCCCUGGCUUGGCCAACCUCCUCUAACCAUUCUUUGAAACCGAGUUACG